Molecule: messenger RNA, 1851 nt
Organism: Rotaria sordida
Lineage: Eukaryota; Metazoa; Rotifera; Eurotatoria; Philodinida; Philodinidae
Source: the annotation of a GenBank genome assembly
AUGAUUGGAUUCAGUCAAGCAAACGAUUUAAUGGGAAUGUUUCCUCCAGUAAAUUUAAAAGAUCGUCCAAUGACAGAAUGGUCUGAUCAAUCAUCAUCAACAAAUGUUUUUUGUGAUGAAAUUGAUGAAAUAAUGAAACAUGAACAAGAACAAGAUGUUAUAUUAAUUGAUGAUCCAUUAUAUGUCACACCACUUGAUUUUGAUAUAGAUUCUAUAUCUGAUUUACUUGAAAAUCAUCCAUCAACAGGAAUAACAUCAAAUUUUACUCAACAAUUGGAUAUAAAUGAUCUUCCAACAACAUCUACAACAUUUACUAAUAGAAAUACAAAUACUAAUAAUAAUAAUAAUAAUAAUAUUAAUGCUCAAUCAAAUACACCAGCAACAUCAGGAUAUUCAUCGUCGGAUAUAAGUCCAAAAUUUAUAACAUUAAGUAUAAAUAAUAAUCAUUGCAAACAAUUUGUUCAAUCAAAUAAUUUAAAUCACCCAUCUUAUCUUCAACAACAACAACAACAACAACAACAAGAAAAUUCUAUUCUUGGCCGACCACAUCCAUUUGAAAUACAAAGUAAUACAAAUGGUCCAUCCGAUGUUAAACGUUUUCGAUCAGCUAGUAUGAAUGAUGGACCAACAUCACAACAAAAUAAAUUUGAUUCUCAUUUAUUCGAGCCAUGUCGUUUGAGAUCUGCGACUUAUGUCAAUCCUUCUACAUAUCAAAAUAAAGCAACACUUCCAACUGAUGUUUCAUCAAAUCCAAUAUGGUCCAUUGUGAAUUGUGUUCGACCAGUACCAAAUUCUUUUCCUGAAGUUGAAAAUCAAGAAGAACCAGUUCGUAGAAAUCGAAAUUUAUCAUCAUCAUUUAGUGUUCCAUCAACAAUACAUGAACGUAAUCAAACAAGAUUUCCAAAUGAAAUUAAUAUUCAAUCACAAACAUUAUAUUCAAUAAAUCAAUCAGCAAAGGAAGAAUCAACUUUUAAAAAUCGAAAACGUUUAUCUUUAGUUGAUUUUCCUGUUGAAGAAAUUAAAGAUGAUCCAAGUAGUCCAACUGGUACUGUUGAACAACAAAGUGAACCUGAUCUUUGGUCGGAUAUUGAACAAAAUUCUUCUGAUCAUAUGCAAGAUAAUGAUAUUACAUCAGAUGAUGAAACAACGGUAUCAACAAGUUUAAGACAAGCAUCCGAAAUGAAUUCAUCAUCAUCACUUUUUUGGCAAUAUAAUGUUCAAUCAAAAGGACCUAAAACAAAACGAAUACUUUAUUUAAAAGAACGUGAUCCACAUUUAUAUCGUGAAUUUAGUGAUCCUGUUUAUCAAAUAAAAUUAACACAAACAAAAGGACAAACAUUUAAUAAACUUCGAAAAGGUGAUGGAAAUGAUGUUACACCAAAUCCUAUGAAACUUUAUCAACUUGGUAAACAAAUUCGUGAUCUUUCAAAUAAUUCUUCAUCUGUUUAUCAUGGAAUAUAUCAUGUUGAUCAUCAUAUAAAUAGUAAUGAUACAAGUGAAGUUAAAAAACAAAAAAAUAAAAUUGCUAGCAGAGCAUGUCGACUUCGUAAAAAAGCACAACAUGAAGCAAAUAAACUUAAACUACAUGGCCUCAACGAAGAGCAUAAAUCGUUAAACGAUAUAAUUGCAGCAAUAAAAUUAGUUAUUCUUAAAAGAUAUCAUAAUGGUCAACUUAGUUCACCAUCAUCAUCUCCAACUCAAUCACUUGAAGCUAUACUUGAUCAAAUUAUUGCUAAAAAAUACGGUCAACCAGUAGCUGGUAAUACUGAUGGUUUUGUUCAAACAAUAAUAAAUGAUAUGGAACGUUUAUAUACUGUCAAAGAACAACGUAGUUAUAGUCUUAAUAUAUAA